AUGGUAAGUUCUACAAAAAUUCGAAAAUGCUAUCGAAUCGAUAUUUAGAAGGUUCUCAUGCUCUCCGUUCUCGUCGUUUCUUCCUUGGCCUUCGUGGUCCCUAACGAGAGUGUUCUCGGUUUGAAUCCUAAUCGAAUUCAACUUUAUUUUAAUAUUCAGGAGCCAUCCGCGCACGCCAAAUCCCGGCCGAAGCGGAAGAGCUUUCCGGCGAAGCUCUGGCAACUUACGUCAACCAUGCUCAGAAGUUCUACGUAGCAGAACACACCGGAAAGACGAUCGAAGAGCUGAAGAAGGGACUGAUGAAGGAAGAGUACCUUGUCGAGCCCAAGGAUGAGGAGCGCGCUCCAGAACUUAUCAUCGAAGCCGACAUUCCUGCCAGCUUUGACGCUCGUACUCAUUGGAGCAAGUGUGCUUCGAUUCAGCAUAUUCGUGAUCAGUCGACCUGCGGAUCUUGCUGGGCCUUCGGUGCCGCCGAGGCCAUUUCUGACCGUAUCUGCAUCGCCACCGACGGAGCUCAACAGCCAGUCAUCGCCGCCGACGACUUCCUUUCCUGCUGCGGACACACAUGCGGAAACGGCUGCGAAGGAGGUUACCCUAUCGAGGCUUGGCGCUGGUGGGUCUCCAAGGGAGCCUGCACUGGAGGUGACUAUGGAGGUGCUGGCUGCAAGCCUUACCCGAUCCCACCAUGCAGCAAGAACUGCCAAGAAUCUGCUACCCCAUCGUGCCAAGCUUCAUGCCAAUCUAGCUACUCUACACCUUACACGAAAGACAAGCACUUCGGAAAGUCUGCCUACGCCGUCGCCAAGACUGUCAGCGCCAUCCAGAAGGAAAUUAUGACCAACGGACCAGUCGAGACUGCCUUCACCGUCUACGAAGAUUUCUACCAGUACAAAAACGGAGUCUACGUCGUGAGUUCUGCUACUUCGUUAGUUUUAUGAGAAAGGUGAUGUUUUUCAGCACACCGCUGGAAAGAAACUCGGAGGACACGCUGUAAAGUUCAUCGGAUGGGGAACUGACAACGGAACGCCUUACUGGCUCGUCGCCAACUCCUGGGGUAACGAUUGGGGAGAGAAAGGAUUCUUCCGCAUCGUCAGAGCAGUCAACGAGUGCGGAAUCGAGGCCGCCGUCGUCGCCGGCCUCCCCAAGUAA
Caenorhabditis auriculariae is the source of this 1149-nucleotide messenger RNA. NCBI's taxonomy places the organism in Eukaryota, Metazoa, Nematoda, Chromadorea, Rhabditida, Rhabditidae. The record is from the annotation of a GenBank genome assembly.